UCCAGACACAUUCUUCGCCAGCUGAUUUCUUACAGUGCAGACGUGUACAUUAAUUUUAAUCAUUCCUGUACUUUAUUUCCCCCCACCGGAUUAUUUCAACUCGUGUUUAUCAAUCAGGAUUUUCACAGAAGAAAUGGCUACCGUUGAGGAACUAAAGCUGCGAAUCCGUGAGUUAGAAAAUGAACUAAUUAAAUCCAAACAGAAGCAAAGUGAUGCUGAACAUCAUCUCAGACCAAAGAUUGACAAAAUGAGUGCUGAAGUCGUAGACUCAAAUCCAUACAGUCGUCUGAUGGCACUCAAAAGGAUGGGCAUAGUUCAAGACUAUGAGAAAAUCCGCUCGUAUGCUGUAGCAGUGGUGGGAGUUGGAGGAGUGGGGAGUGUCACUGCAGAAAUGCUCACCAGAUGUGGCAUUGGUAAGUUGCUGCUGUUUGACUAUGAUAAGGUGGAGCUGGCCAACAUGAACCGCCUCUUCUUCCAGCCACAUCAGGCAGGGCUCAGUAAAGUUGAGGCUGCAGAACACACUCUUAGGAACAUUAAUCCAGAUGUUGCUUUUGAGACCCACAAUUACAACAUCACCACAAUGGACAACUUCACGCAUUUCAUGGACCGCAUUAGUCAUGGAGGCAUUGAGGAGGGGAAGCCUGUAGAUUUGGUCCUCAGCUGUGUUGAUAACUUUGAAGCUCGGAUGGCCAUUAAUACAGCAUGUAAUGAGUUGGGUCAGAUCUGGAUGGAGUCAGGUGUCAGUGAGAAUGCCGUUUCUGGACACAUCCAGCUCAUCAUCCCUGGAGAAACUGCCUGUUUUGCUUGUGCACCUCCCCUCGUAGUGGCUGCAAAUAUUGACGAGAAGACGCUGAAGAGGGACGGAGUGUGUGCUGCCAGCCUGCCCACCACAAUGGGAGUGGUCGCCGGACUCCUUGUGCAGAAUGUCUUGAAGUAUCUAUUGGGGUUCGGGACAGUGAGUUAUUACCUGGGUUACAAUGCCAUGCAGGAUUUCUUCCCGAGCAUGGCAAUGAAGGCCAACCCACAGUGUGACGACAGACACUGCAGACGACAACAGGAUGAGUACAAGAAAAAAGAAGCAGAACGGCCGAAGCAGGAAGUGGUACAGGAAGAAGAGGAAGUGGUGCAUGAGGACAAUGAAUGGGGCAUUGAGCUGGUGUCAGAGGUGUCAGAGGCAGAGCUACAGGAUGCAUCAGGACCAGUACCAGAUCUACCAGAGGGCAUUACUGUAGCCUACACCAUACCUGAGAAAGAUGGGUCAUCAGGGGAGACAGUGGAGGAAACAGACCAGAGUUUAGAAGAGCUGAUGGCUCAGAUGAAAAAGAUGUAAAGGGAACAAGCAAAAGGAAAAUGACAUCCUUGAACUCAGACAAAACUCUCCCACAGACACUAAAGACAAACUCAUUGUUUUGUACUUAAUAUAACAUCUAAGGUCUCAUCAUAAAUGAGUUUGGAUUUAGUUUUUUAUUCUGUUUUUGCAAGCAGGCUGUAACACAAGAUGUUUACAGGUUUACUUCAACUGAAAGUCUUAAUACUGAAUUGCCAUUACUCUUUUGUUUUCAUAGUGUUAAUGUUUCAGAGUUGGCAUGGGAUGGUUAACAGAACUAAUCUGAGCGACUGUUUUUAAAUAGCUGUUGUCAACAGCUAUGUGAGAGAAACAUUCACACGAUCAGAAUAUAUCAUUGUCAUGUCUAAUACUGUAUGUGCUUGCAGACACCCAGCCAGAUGUUAUAAAGAACAUCACAAAAAUAUUUUCAGACAUUUCAUUGUCAACCUGAUUCUGACUGCUGUAUUGAAUGGUAUAACAAUGUAAUAAUGCAAAUGAAAAAAAUAAAUUUAUUGUUGUUACAUUA
Messenger RNA from Labeo rohita (rohu), 1853 nucleotides. RefSeq names its product ubiquitin-like modifier activating enzyme 5 (gene uba5). The record is from RefSeq and is a predicted model, not a curated record. Gene Ontology annotation, cellular component: cytosol; cytoplasm. The coding region runs from base 134 to 1330 and encodes 398 amino acids. Gene Ontology annotation, molecular function: UFM1 activating enzyme activity. The transcript has 12 exons. Gene Ontology annotation, biological process: protein ufmylation. Lineage: Eukaryota; Metazoa; Chordata; Actinopteri; Cypriniformes; Cyprinidae.